AUGAAUACUGCCUCAAAUUCAGAAAGUGGAUCAUAUUCCACAAACCACCCCAGACCCUUUUUUUAUGCGCAGCCAUCAGAACAACAGCCUUUUCCAAAUCCAUGGUACCUCAGUCAUGUGUACAGUCCAUACUGUGUGCCUGCUGCAGGCUUCAGAAGUGGAAAUCCGUAUCUUCCACUUUAUCCUGUUGCGCUCCAUGACUACCCUGGAUUUUUUGUUCCACAGCAUCCAGUGCAUGCAAGAAUUCACAGAAGGCCUUAUUUUAAUGCUCCCUCACCCUCCCCUAUGUUUUAUCAUGCGACAAGAUUUAGGCACUAUGGUACCCCUGGGAAAAAAAUGGAGACAAAAGAAACACAGACUGAUCCUAGACAGCCUGAAAACAAGCAAAAAAAGCAUCAAGAUGGCCAUACAGGAACGAAAGGUUGUGAUGUAGGAAAUAAGGCCUGUGUUUCUUCUGGCGUAGGUACAGAGACUGAAAGUACUUCAGAGAAACAAGAUUCAUCUGGAUCUUCCAUUGCAGUAGACAGAGAGUUUCAUAACAAGAGCCCUUGCAGCUCUACACAGUAUAGAAAUCUUCCUACUGGAAGCUAUGCCUUUGAAAAGGAAGAAGUGAGGAUAGAAUAUGGAAAUGGCUCUCCAGCCAUUCAGCUGUGGAAGUCCUUCAAAGAAACGAUCCCUCUGUAUGAUGUGGCGAGUGGUAAACCAGUCCCAGAUAAUAUGGUGCAGCGUGACUUGUUUUCUGUUAGCUCGUGUGAAGGAAUGAUAUAUGGCUCUCGUGAAGGGGAGAAAAUGGUGCCAGGAGCUCCCAUAGAUGAGAGAAAAGCUGUUCUCUCCUCAAAACAAUGUGUUGAGACUGCACAAGAAAGAGAGGUCCAAAAUAAUGAAAUGAAGCUGGAUGCAGAAAAGCAGGGAAAUACAGGUCAGCAGGUGAAAUCUCCCCCGGGUGAAACCAUGGCAGUGCAAGUCUCAGAGCUGGCAAGAUCUGUUAGUGUAGAUAAGACAGUGGUGAGACAGGAUGUGGUAGUUAAGAAACCUAGCUCCAAAAAAUCUACAGGCUUAAAAACCUCUCAAGAAGAGCCCAGCUCUAGUCAACAAGCAGGACUACUUCCAUCUAGUAUGGAGGUAAUGAGCAACUUGACUCUUCAGCAGAAAAAGCAGAACCUAAACCACAGCACAAUGAAUGAGAGUCAAACGGACAAAAGUAUUUGGUGUGACGAAUCAAUUGAGAAGUACGUUCCCUCUGACAGUUGGCUGGCUUGCUUGGACAGUAUGGACACAAACUACCAGUACAAUGUUUGUCUGCCACAAAGGAAACAUCAGAGUGUACUCAGUCUUUCUUCUGAUGACAUGUCUUCUAGAGAGGAAGGCUCAUCAAUUGAUAAUGCUCCAGUGUCUUAUUUUGUCCCUGACUAUGUGCUUCAGAAGAGCACGUAUACUUUCCAGAAAAGUACAGAGGCCUUAGAGAAAGAGCAAAUUAAAAGUGGUGGGACCCUUAAUGAAGGUGAAGUGAUUGGAAGGGAGCAUGUGAACACCUUGAAUGACCAAGCUGUCAAAAACUCUUCAGCCAUGAAGACUAAAGAGGCUUCCAGCAGAAGUAAAAAGCUGGCAGCCUUUCCUAGAUCUUCUAGUCACAAAAAAAUCCAUUCUCUGAAGGAAAAAGCAGCUAAGAGUUUAUCAGAAGUUGAAGACUCAGGAGAAUGCUCUGUGAGGGGAGAAGAGGAGGAUGAAGAUGAUGAUGAGGAGGAGGAGGAGGAGGAUGAUGAUGAUGACAUGGAUGAAAUUGAAUAUUUCAUUCAAGAAGCCACUCCAUAUGGAACCUUGACACCCACUAAAGGAAGUUUCUACCAGGUUGGCCAGAGGGUGCUUUGGAAACCACCUAGAAAUGUUAUCCCGGCUCAAUUAAUUAGCUGGCCUGCUCAAGAGAAAAUAAAAGCUAGGAGUGGGCUUGGUGAAAACAUUGGUGUAGUUUACAAGCCAAAGGAGAAAGAAGGAGUUGUAUACAGUGACUAUGGGUAUUGUGAAAGAAAGAGACCUAUGGCAAGAAGAGAAGGACUUGAACACCAACGACCGCUAAGGAAGUUCUUGGGAGGAAGGCUGUUAAGGGAGAACAUUGGGAUACUACCAGAAGAGUGUUGGAUUAGAAGCGGUGCCAAACCUAAAUUUACCAGCCAAAUGCAUGGAAGUCUCUCACCUCCAGCCAAGAGCAAAGAACAAGGGUGCCCAGCUUUGCUUAAACCAAAGAAGAAAAGAAUAGGCAAGCCACCUUCAAAACGCAGAGACAUGAGAUGUGAGGUGGAAGAGGAAGUGUGGGAGAUGCCCAAAAGCAGCGUACACAAAGGGUAUGGAACAAGAAAGUUUCUCCAUAAGAGAAGAUAACUGCAAAAAUUGAGGGAGGAGGGGGAAA
Colius striatus (speckled mousebird) is the source of this 2404-nucleotide messenger RNA. RefSeq lists its product as uncharacterized. The transcript is spliced from 5 exons. The record is from RefSeq and is a predicted model, not a curated record. Bases 1 to 2376 code for a protein of 791 amino acids. NCBI's taxonomy places the organism in Eukaryota, Metazoa, Chordata, Aves, Coliiformes, Coliidae.